AUGUUAGUUUUGGUCAAUUACAAAUUCACUGUACCUACACCUUCAUGGACCAUCGAAACAUUGUACGUGAAGCGGCAUGUCAAUUCCGUUGGUACCUUUUCUCUGUUCCCUAUUGACGUAUUGAUCGACAACACGGUGAAAGCUUCACAGGCUCCGGCGAACUACUUACUCCAGAUGCCACAGAACGCAAAAUCAGCCAAUCGCAUUUUCGGUUGUGCAACGGGUACUUUCAUUGCAGAAUGUCUCCAGCAAAAGAAGCUGCGUUGGUUGGGACAUGUGUUGCGUAUGGCGAACCAUCGUUUGCCGAAUUGA
Molecule: messenger RNA, 312 nt
Organism: Opisthorchis viverrini
Lineage: Eukaryota; Metazoa; Platyhelminthes; Trematoda; Opisthorchiida; Opisthorchiidae
Exons: 2
Coding region: 1-312 (103 amino acids)
Source: RefSeq, a predicted model, not a curated record